This is a messenger RNA of Haliotis rubra (blacklip abalone), 904 nucleotides long. RefSeq lists its product as uncharacterized. The coding region runs from base 4 to 897 and encodes 297 amino acids. Lineage: Eukaryota; Metazoa; Mollusca; Gastropoda; Lepetellida; Haliotidae. The transcript has a single exon. The record is from RefSeq and is a predicted model, not a curated record.
ACAAUGGCGGACACGGAAGAUCUGAGUGAUAUUUCUGCCGAUGAGAGCGACUUGUUUGACUCCUUGCUCAAUAGUUGUCACCAGGAAAAGUUUGACAAUGACACUAACAACGAGGAUGACAUAAGUGCCAUCAAUGAACUUGUCUGCGACUUGAGGGAUUUCUUCGGUAAUGACGAAGACACCUCUGAAAAAAUUCGGACCGACCUCGCCCAAACAGUGAAUGACGGUGUGUCUAAACAGCCAACCAUGGCGAAAAUCAAAACAGUUAUGGAUCGAUACAAACGGCCAGAAAACUGUGAAGGUUUGACUGUUCCCCGUAUCAAUGAGGAAAUUUGGCAUCAAGCAAAGGCCCACACCAAGUCCAAGGACUUAAAAUCACAACACCUGCAAGGUUUGCUAAUCAAGGCUAUGAUUCCCCUGGUGCAAAUAACCGAUUCCCUCAUGGCAGUAGUGACAGACGGGAAAGAACUCGACAUAAAGGGGACCAUGAGAAAAGCCAUGGACACCAUCAGGUUGUUGGCAGCGGCCCAUGCAGACCUCAACACUAAAAGGCGAGAGAGUUUCAAACAAGAUCUGAGUGGCCCCUACAAGAGACUCUGCUCUGCAUCAGGUCCAACUACAAAGUAUCUAUUUGGUGACGACCUCACCAAACGAAUUAAAGAAAUCUCAGAAGCUAACCGACUCGGGAAGAAGAUCUUCCAACCAAACUCCAGGGAUAAACCGAAAGGUAAAAGCUAUCAGUAUCACAGAUAUGAACCUUAUGCGAACAACAGACAAGGGCAGACUUUCAGCAAGAGCACCCCUUCCCACAACAGAGGGAAACCAGCAGGCAGAGGUAGAGGCCAGCAUCACAAUGCUUUUUUAAGCAAACGCCAGAGGGACUACCCUCGGAACUGACAGAAGA